AUGACUACUACAGAGCUCACCAAAGCAAUGAAAGGGAGCCUUAGCCACGAGUUUGAGACUGGACUCCCAGCUGCCGACGUGUGGGAGGUCUAUGGAGGCCUCCUUGUUGGGGAUCUGAUUCCCCAAUUGCUUCCUCAAGUGUUCUCAAAGGUUGAACUUGUAGAGGGAGAUGGUGGCGUUGGAACAGUUCUGCUUGUCACUUUCCCGCCAGGAACUCCUGGAUCAGAAGCUUUCAAAGAAGAGUUCAUCAAGGUCGAUAAUGAAAACUGCAUCAAGGAGGUCCUAGUAACUGAAGGAAGCUUUCUCGAUCAUGGCUUUAAGAAAUAUUUGGUACGAACCGAGAUUAUAGGAAGAGAACAGAAGACAGCCACCAUAAGAUCAACUAUUGAAUAUGAAGUUGAUCCAGAGCAUGCGAGCAACCCUCCUGUAGUCAGUACGAGUGGUUUAGCUACUAUUGCUAAGGCCAUCACAGAAUAUAUCAAGCAGAAGAAGGGUCCUGAACAUUUCAAGAUCGCGAUUGGCUAUAAAAUCUCAUUUUCCUCAUGCCUGCAAGUGCAAGUUCCACAGAAGAGAAGUCUUUGUGUAUACCUUAGCAUGUCUACAGAGCUCAAAGCGAUGAAAGGCAGCAUUUGCCAUGAGUUUGAGACCGGGCUCCCCGCUGCCGACGUGUGGGGGGAGGGAGAUGGCCGUGCUGGAUCAGUCCUCCUUAUUACCUUCCCUCCAGGAACUCCUGGAUCAGAAACUUUCAAAGAAAAGUUCAUCAAGGUUGACAAUGAAAACUACAUCAAGGAGACAAUAGUUACUGAAGGAGGCGUUCUAGAUCAUGGCUUUCAGAAAUACAUGGUUCGAAUCGAGAUUAUGGGGAAAGAAGAGAAGACAUCCAUCAUAAGAUCAACAAUGGAAUACGAAGUCGAUGAUGAGCAUGCAAACACCCCCCUGUGUUCAGUACCGAUGGGUUAG
This is a messenger RNA of Miscanthus lutarioriparius, 960 nucleotides long. The record is from the annotation of a GenBank genome assembly. NCBI's taxonomy places the organism in Eukaryota, Viridiplantae, Streptophyta, Magnoliopsida, Poales, Poaceae.